Molecule: messenger RNA, 159 nt
Organism: Sphenostylis stenocarpa
Lineage: Eukaryota; Viridiplantae; Streptophyta; Magnoliopsida; Fabales; Fabaceae
Source: the annotation of a GenBank genome assembly
AUGGGAAGAUUGAAGAGGCUUUACAAGCUGUUUCGCGAAAUGUCAAGCAAAGGAUGUAAACCUGACAUUUAUACAUUCAAUUCUUUAAUAAAUGGAUUGUGCAAGAAUGAGAAAAUGGACCAGGCCUUGAAACGGUGGGUCCAACCAGAGGUGAAGUAA